This is a messenger RNA of Aegilops tauschii subsp. strangulata, 813 nucleotides long. RefSeq names its product polyubiquitin 11-like. The record is from RefSeq and is a predicted model, not a curated record. Gene Ontology annotation, molecular function: protein binding. NCBI's taxonomy places the organism in Eukaryota, Viridiplantae, Streptophyta, Magnoliopsida, Poales, Poaceae.
AUGCACAUCUAUGUCAAGAAUCCGACCGGCAGGACGAUCCGCCUCAGGCUCCAUAAAUCAGACACCUUGUAUAGCGUCAAGGCGAAGAUACAAGAGCAAUACCGCCUCGUCUUUGACGGGACCCAACUAGAGGACAGCUGCACGCUAGCCGACUAUGAAAUCGAGCAUGGAUCCACGAUCGACCUCCAAGAGAAGAUGCAGAUAUUCGUGACAGAGAUGCCGGCUGCUAGGACCAUGGCCCUUGAGGUCGACAGCCACGACACCAUCGACAGCGUCAAGGCCAAGAUCGAGUACAUGGAAGGCUUCCCCAAGGGCCAGCAGUGCCUCAUCUUCGCCAACAAACGGCUGGAGGACGACAACCUCACCUUGGCUGACUACAACGUCUGGAAGGACUCGACCCUCCUUGUCCUCCAGCCAUUUAGUCCGCGAGAAGGUAUGGGUAUGAUGCGCAUCUUCGUGAAUAAAAAGGGCAAGACCCUGACCCUUGAUGGGGUUGCAAGCUCGGACACUGUCGAUAGUAUCAAGGUGAAGAUCUACAAGAAGGAUGGCACUAGCCCAAUACAACAGAACCUCUUGUUCGACCGCGAGAGGCUGUGGGGCGACCGCACCAUGGCGGACUACGGCAUAACCGGGGAGGAUACUGUUGAGGAUAUAGCUAUCGGUGUCCUUCCAUCUCUGAAGACUGGGUUGAAUGUUUUGAAAAAUAAGAUUGUUUCUAGUGAUCCAAAUAGCCGAGGAUGCCAAUAUGAUGAUUUCCAUGAAAAAAGGAACUUGCAGUUGUUGUUUGAGAUCAGCAAAAGCUUCCAUCACUGA